AUGUGCUCUCUUCCCAUGGCAAGAUACUACAUAAUCAAAGACGCUCAUCAAAAGACUUUGUACACACGGAAUGGCCAGCUCCUGGUGGGAGACCCUGAUUCAGACAACUGUAGUCCAGAGAAGGUCUGUAUCCUUCCUAACCGAGGCCUGGACCGCUCCAAGGUCCCCAUCUUCCUGGGGAUCCAGGGAGGAAGCUGCUGCCUGGCCUGUGUGAAGACAAGAGAGGGGCCUCUCCUGCAGCUGGAGGAUGUGAACAUCGAGGACCUGUACAAGGGAGGUGAACAAACCACCCGCUUCACCUUUUUCCAGAGAAGCUUGGGCUCUGCCUUCAGGCUUGAGGCUGCUGCCUGUCCUGGCUGGUUUCUCUGUGGCCCAGCUGAACCCCAGCAGCCAGUGCAGCUCACCAAAGAGAGUGAGCCCUCUACCCAUACCGAAUUCUACUUUGAGCAGAGUCGGUAA
Molecule: messenger RNA, 459 nt
Organism: Apodemus sylvaticus (European woodmouse)
Lineage: Eukaryota; Metazoa; Chordata; Mammalia; Rodentia; Muridae
Gene: Il38
Product: interleukin 1 family member 10
Exons: 4
Coding region: 1-459 (152 amino acids)
Biological process (GO): cellular response to lipopolysaccharide; positive regulation of gene expression; cytokine-mediated signaling pathway
Molecular function (GO): interleukin-1 receptor binding; cytokine activity
Source: RefSeq, a predicted model, not a curated record